Molecule: messenger RNA, 2046 nt
Organism: Aplosporella prunicola CBS 121167
Lineage: Eukaryota; Fungi; Ascomycota; Dothideomycetes; Botryosphaeriales; Aplosporellaceae
Exons: 1
Coding region: 1-2046 (681 amino acids)
Cellular component (GO): nucleus
Source: RefSeq, a predicted model, not a curated record
AUGGCCUCCGCGGGUCCAUACACGCCUUCGUCAGCACACUCAGGCCCGUUUCCUCCCGCACCUACUGCCCCAGAUACGCCUACCUCCGUAUCGCCCGUCCAGCAACCAUUUGGCGCCAACGCUUCCAAGAAUCAAGCUUCGCACACUCGCCACAUCUCCUUCGACCCGGGCCUUCCUUCUCCUGCCGCUGCGCACACGCCCAAACUGCCCGCGUUUAAGCUUGGCCCAAGACUUUCGCCUCCGCCGCUUACAGGUAGAGCUGCCAUGGCCGACGAGCGAAGACUGCGGGAACAGAGGGAAAGAGAGACGUCCCGUCAGAUUUCGCCAAACCCCGCCAUCAGCGCCCUGACGUCUUUGCUGGGCGUCAACGACAUGACCAAGGCCCGAGAUGCGCCACCCGCGGCCACUACCCUUAGUGAGCCGCUUGCCCAGGCCGCUAAAAAGAUAUCCAUUCCAGACUCGGGCACUGGUGGUGAGAAUAUGCAAACGAGUCCAGUAAGUGUAUCUAGCUUUGGCUCUUUGGACAGCACAACCGCACCGACUGCGACGGCCGGCGCCACCGACACCGCGCCCGCCGGCCAUUUCGGCGCCGGAGGCAUGCCCGUCGCCGACGCGCCAAGCAACGGGGGGGCCCCGGCGCAUCAUGGGCCUUCCCCCGGCGACGGCUUCGGCCAAGCCAGUCGAUCACAGACCUUUCCGGCUCCGGCGCCGGCAGAGCUGGAUCCGCGGGCGCCGGCGCGGGUGCUUAGCAUGCCCAUGUCUGGAUACAACCAGAACAGCAGUCCUAGGUCUCCCAACACGAAGCGACACAAGUGCCCGUACUGCUCCACGGACUUCACCCGCCACCACAACCUUAAAAGCCACCUUCUUACCCACAGUCAGGAGAAGCCCUACGAAUGUCCGACCUGUCAAGCGCGAUUUCGCCGUUUGCACGACUUGAAACGCCACACGAAGCUCCACACUGGCGAGAGGCCGCACACGUGCCCCAAGUGCGGCCGCAAGUUCGCCCGUGGCGACGCGCUGGCGAGGCACAACAAGGGCCAAGGAGGCUGCGCCGGUCGCCGGUCCAGCUUCGGAAUGGACGACGAUGGCGACGGCAAGGGCGAAGAUGGCAUGGACGGGCUGGUGUACCACGGCGGGGACGCUGCAGACGAUGACCGGAUGGACGAGGACGGGCCGGGCGGCAGGAGAGUGAGCGAGCCGAGCAAGGGCCGGCAAGGGUCUCAUUCGUCGUACCAUCAGCACUCGAGCACGUACCCUCCGAUUGCAGGUCGCGGGAUGAGCGGCAGCAGCGUCCGGGGGUCCAUGUUCCCUCCCGGGACCGGCACCGGCGGGUCGGGUCCGUCUCGAGAUCCAUCCGGCCACCCGAGCCCGAAGGCGGUCGGCUCCAGCCUCUCUUCGAUGCACUACCCUGGCCAAACUCCCUCGGUUUUUGCCCAAGGCAGCAUGACCGAAUCCCCCAAGCCCAUCUCCCCUGGCCAGAUGGAGCCGCAGCAUCGCCAAGGGGCCAUAGAGGGGGCGAGCGUGCCUGGCGGGCGCUCUCCAAGCAUGUCCGGACCAGCCCAUCCGCAACAACAGUAUCAGAGUGGGGCCGGCACAGGUUCGUCUCCAAUGGGCCUGCGCCCACCCGUAGCCAAUUCGCAUGCACCUCAGUUGCCCUCUCUUCCUGGCUUGUCGUCUAACAUAAGGAUGCCGAUAGAGAACAAGCUGGGUGCGCAGGGUGCGAAGCAAAACGCGCAAGCCAGUCACGCCCUCGGCCCAAGUAUGCUGCAGCAGCAGGUGUCCGGCCCCGGCAGUGCCUCAACCGUCGGCAGCCUUUCGAGCCAUGGCCAGAGCAGCGGCGGCAGCAUGCGCGAGUACUUUGGCGGCCGUGAGACGGACAUCUGGAGCUAUCUGCGAGAUAUUGAAGCACGCAUGACACAGGCUCAAGAGGAAUCCAAUAGACGCAUCGCCGGCUUGCAAGAUGAGGUUGCCCAAUUGCGCGCUCAGCUGCAACAACACCAGCAGCACCAACAGCAACAGCAACAAGCGCCACAAAGCCGUUAA